Sorex fumeus (smoky shrew) is the source of this 4179-nucleotide messenger RNA. RefSeq names its product centromere protein J (gene CPAP). The transcript has 17 exons. Gene Ontology annotation, biological process: cilium assembly; centriole elongation. The record is from RefSeq and is a predicted model, not a curated record. Lineage: Eukaryota; Metazoa; Chordata; Mammalia; Eulipotyphla; Soricidae. Gene Ontology annotation, molecular function: tubulin binding. Gene Ontology annotation, cellular component: centriole; centrosome; nucleus. Bases 128 to 4084 code for a protein of 1318 amino acids.
CUCGGGCCGGGCGCUGUGCGUGGUCCGGAGGCCGCGGGCAGGCUAGGCGGGCGCAGGGCAGGUGUUGGAAGUUACUUGCUCUUCUGGCAUUUAUAUAGUUUUCAUAUAGAAGCAGCACUGGACUAAAAUGUUCCUGAUGCCGGCCUCUUCGGAGCUAAGCAGUGGGCAGAACUUCUUAACGCAGUGGACUACCAAUCCUUCUCGGGCUGGGGUCAUAUUAAAUCGUGAAUUUCCCAUCCUGGAAGCAGAUGAAGAGAAACAUGAAGCUGUGAACAUAUCUACCAGCUUUCCCAUAAAAGCUGUGCAUUGUUUAAAUAGCUUCAGUUUUUUAAGUGAAGAGGAUUCACUUGAAGAACAGAAAUUGAAACCUAAUAGCCCUUACAAAUUACAGUCAGAUGAAUCUGCAACACAGACUGCCUUCCCCUUAAUCAAAAAGGUCCCUCAGAUUGUGGCAUGUGAGGGUGCUUCUGGGCAUUCGGAAGGUAACAAAAGUGACUUUAUUUCAGUUACUGAAAGUGAAAGCAAAGACUUGGCUUAUAAAGAUCCACUUUUUAAAAAGCUUGAACAGCUGAAAGAAAUGCAACAGAAGAAGCAGGAGCAACUGAAGAGGCAACAGUUAGAGCAACUGCAGAGACUCAUGGAGGAGCAAGAGAAGCUGCUAACCAAGGUGUCUGGGCAGCAUAUACUCCCAGGUAUAAGUCUACUGCUUGAUGCUCAGAGCCCAAAGUAUAGAUGUCCAGGAAAUUCUGCCACCAUAGAGAAAAACACCCCCUACUUAUCAACUGUCAGCCAGAAUCAAACACAAGGAAAAAUGUACAGCUCCAACUUUUUAUCUGAUCAACAAAACCACUUCAGCAAAAGUUCUCCUCAGGAUCUUGUCUCAAGCAGUGCAUCUCCCAGUUUGUUUUAUGUAGCAAAAUAUCAAGGAGCACCAGUGAAAAUGAGUGAUUUUAAGGAAGAAAAUUGUAAUGACUCUAUAGGAGAAGGUAUUUUACCAUGUUUGGAGAAAGUGAUGGAACAGUUUCAGGAAGGGAGUGAGAUGAACUUACAAAAAGUUGCUGACUCCUCAGAAGUGAUUAAUAUUGAAGAAAGGCCGAUUAAAGUUGCUAUUAGAGAAAAGAAGCAGACAUUUGAAGACUAUUUAGAAGAACAGAUUCGGUUGGACGAACAGAAGAUGAAACAAAAACAGCUACAGGAAGCAGAAGGAUCAUCACUAAUCAAAGCAAAACCUAAACAGCCAUUUUUGAAACGAGGAGAAGGUUUAGCUAGAUUUACUAAUGCUAAAUCUAAAUUUCAGAAAGGAAGAGAAUGUAUUCUAGAGAAUAACCAGAGCGUUUUUGAGGAUCGACCUAUAUUUAAAACAGACAGACAACAAUUCCAGCGGAAAACUGCUCUUAUAGGUAAAGAACUAAGUACAGAGAGUCCUCCUGUUAAAAAGACCACUAACCUCAGAACCAAGGCGGGCUUUGUCCCGCUCAAUCCGAAACCAACGGUACUUAAGAAUAAGAAGAAAAGCCUUUCUCCAUCAGGAUUGAAAAUUCCAGUAGGGGAGAAUUGUGAUGGGCAGUUUAGAGACCAGGCCAAAUUAGAAAAGAAGCUUGAAUCUAAUAAUAAAGAAAAUGUACCUGAGUGUAUAAAGCCUAGUAAUAUGACUUGUAAAGUCUGGAGUAAAACACAAGGUAAAGACAAAUCAUUUGUUUUGCCUGGGGCCAUCAGCUGCAAGGCUUCUAGAAAUGAGGCUGUGAAAGAGGCGGAAUCUGCCCUCGAUAUUUCUUUCCAGAAAAAGUUGGAGAAUUGGGAACAAGAAAAGGAAAAGGAAAAUUUGGAAUUAGAUGAAUUUUUGUUUCUAGAACAAGCUGCUGAUGAGAUAUCAUUUUCCAGUAAUUCCUCUUUUGUACUGAAGAUUUUGGAGCGGGACCAACAAAUUUGCCAAGGUCGCCGACUGUCUUCUACCCCUGUCAAAGCUGUGCAGCUAGAAAACGUGACUCCAGACCCCAUUAAUCAUUGCAAUCAAAAUGAGGCUCCGGGGGACUCUGGCUGUGGGCAUCACCAUGAGUGUGAGAUUGCACCCAGACAAGUGGACUCUGCAUUCCCAUCUGAUGGACUGAGGGAACCAUCCCGUAAAGCCAUUAGGAAAUCUUUUGGAAUCAGCACUUCUGAGAAUACAACUAGGUGGAAUGUGAGCGACGAAGGUGCCAUGGAUAGUGACAGUAGUACUAUUUCUGAGGAACUUGAUAUCACCAUGAAGCCCUCAGCUGAGGAUAACGAGAGGGCUUCCAGCCUCAGCGGGGAUAACCUGCAGGUCUCCGACAGUGAGAGGCCAUUCGGGGAAGCUGGGGCUCAAAUAGCUGAAAGGAGAGAUGCUGAUCUGGAUUUGUCUGAUAAAGAUUAUAGUAGUGAUGAGUUUGUCAUAGUAGAAAACUUGAAAAAUAAAGCUGUAAGUAUCAGUAAAAUUGACUUUGAUGAUGAAAGAACUUGGACAGACCUUGAAGAACAUUCGUUUAAGAAUGAUGCUUUUCUUGGGAAUGGAGCCCUUCCUGCGACUCCCCACACAGCCUCUUACUCAAAGGGUGAGAUAUGUGCACCUGAAAGAACAAUAAGAAGGAAGGUUGCCCCUGUGAGGAAGGGGGAAGAACUGAGCAAACCCAGCAGGAGCUCCAGCCCUCCUGCGUCAGAUCUGAUGAUUAAACUCUUCCCUGCUUUGAGACCAACACCAAAACCAGAGUCACACUUGGGAAAUGAACCCAAAUUAAACCAAAGUCAAGAUCACCCAUCUGGUGACAGAGCUCGAUCUCAAGUUUUGAGAGAGAAAGUUUCUGAAUUGGAAACAGAAAUAGAAAAAUUUAAAGCUGAGAAUACAACUUUAGUUAAACUUCGCAUUGAACAAGAAAGUUCCUUGGAAAAACUCAGGAAAGAAAUUACAGACUUCGAACAACAUAAAGCAAAAGAAUUAGCUCAAAUAGAAGAGCUUAAGAAGGAGGAAAUAAGGAAGCUGCAAAAGGAGCGUAAAGUUUUUGAGAAGUACACUGCAGCCACACGAGCUUUUCCAGAUAAAAGGGAACGUGAAGAAAUACAGGCUUUGAGGCAGCAAAUAGCGGAUUUACAGGAAGAUUUUAAAAGAAAGGAAGCAAAAUGGUCAAGUGCACAUGGCCGUCUGAGAAGCCAGAUAGAAGUGCUGGUCAGAGAGAACACAGAGCUCCGUGAGGAAAUUAAAGUGAUGGGAAGGUCACGGCUAGACGCUUGGAAGAGAGCCAGCGCUGCUGAGAGCAGCAUGAAGAAUUCAUCAGUUCGAUUUCAAAACAACCAUAGUUCUUCAGAAAACCAGGCAGAAAAAUUCAAGAAAAAGUAUUUGCCAACACAAGGCAAUCCAUCUCGAAGAUCCAAAUCUGUGCCUUCAAGUGAUGUAGGCAGUUCGAAUAAGGGACAAAUAUCCUCACCGAAGGAGCCACCUGAGAUAGUGAACUUCACAGACUGCAAAUAUAAAGAGGAUGAUGCAAAAGAAGAAAAUGAAGAAAUUCAAGAAGUCAGUCAUCCUGAUGGAAAGAUUGAAAAGGUUUAUAAGAAUGGGUGCCAUGUCAUAUUGUUCCCAAAUGGAACCAGGAAAAAAGUGAGCGCCGAUGGGAGAACUGUUACCAUCACUUUCUUCAAUGGUGAUGUGAAGCAGCUCAUGCCAGACGAGAGAGUGAUCUACUACUAUGCAGCUGCUCAGACCACGCACACCACCUACCCAGAGGGGCUGGAAGUCUUGCAUUUCUCAAGUGGACAAACCGAAAAGCAUUUUCCAGAUGGGAGGAAAGAAAUCACAUUUCCUGACCAGACUGUCAAAAAUUUAUUUGCUGAUGGACAAGAGGAAAGCAUUUUCCCAGAUGGUACAGUUGUUCGAGUACAACGAGAUGGCAACAAAAUCAUCGAGUUUAAUAAUGGCCAAAGAGAACUCCAUACUACACAGUUCAAGAGACGGGAAUAUCCAGACGGCACUGUUAAAACCGUAUACACAAAUGGCCACCAAGAGACAAAAUACACAUCUGGUCGAGUAAGAAUUAAAGACAAGGACGGUAACGUUAUAAUGGAUACAAAAUUAUAAUGGUCCUUGAGUGACUAAUCAUGAAAUAACACUAAUUUAAUUUUGUUGAAAAAUGUACAUUUAUUUCAUGUACGUUCUGUUGUUUAUUUUGUAUG